Molecule: messenger RNA, 1019 nt
Organism: Bombina bombina (fire-bellied toad)
Lineage: Eukaryota; Metazoa; Chordata; Amphibia; Anura; Bombinatoridae
Gene: TMEM212
Product: transmembrane protein 212
Source: RefSeq, a predicted model, not a curated record
AUGGGGUAUAACCAUGUAGAGGGCUGGUUACAUCCAAUUGUAACCAGCAUGGCAUCAUCUUUAAUACCAGAUGUCUGGUUCAAGAUGUUAAUCAUGAGAUCCUUAAGCCAACAGAUCACAUUUGGCAUUAUAAGUAUCAUUUCAGGAGUUUUUGCGUUUUUCCCAGUUUUUAACUACAAUCCUUUGAUUAUUGGAUGGAGUGUUCGAAUAGCCUGUCCUAUCUGGAAUGGGGCUUCUGCAGUAACAGUUGGUGUUCUCACAAUUUUGGCCUAUAGAGAAUGGACAAAAAGAUCUCUGUGGGAAGCUUCAUAUACUUUGGGUCUAUUAAGUGUUGUUGGAGCACCUGUUCAAUUCACACUAGCUAUUGCAUCUAUUCUAAUUGGUCCAUACUGUUAUUACUCUUUUGCUGGAGUUGCAUCUACCAACUACAUUGGCUAUGCAAUUAAAUUCCCUUUCCCCUAUGCCAAAUUCAUGAAUGUGUGCAAAGACCCUGUGUCCUAUGAGUGGUACCAUCUGAGUCUUCAAGUCAUCGAUCUUGUGUCCAGUGUCGCCAUCCUGUGCUCAUCUCUAUCACUAGUGAUCAGACUGUCAGCAAGAAUAAUAACAUCUGGUCAACUUAAUGCACUCAGACACAUUUGGUGAAAAGAAUGAUAUGGCAACUGGAUCACUAGCUAUCAGAAUAUCUUCAAUCUCACUUCUUAUUAGUUUACUAAUCCCAAUCUUUAUCCACAUGGAUUCCUUACAUUCCAAGACCUAGAGAACAAACAGAGCACUAGCCAACCCAACUAGCCCUCUCCAUGACUCACCUGCCAGAAAUAAUUUUUGUUUGUUUUUUAGUAUAUAUAUAUAUACAUCAAAUCACCCAUUAGUCAGUUUCUGACCCUUUCCAGCUGGUUUAUCCUUUAACUGAAAGAAACAUGAAACACCUUUAAUUACAGGACUAAGUGAAGAAAUAUCAAUCAAUUAAUUAAUUAACUAGCAUAUUAUUAAUUAACAUACUGGUUGAGGUAUGAAAACUG